AUGGCACGGCAAGGUGUAUUUUACCCCUUCGGACCAGGGGAUUCAUAUUCCGCUCGUGCCGAUGAUGGCUGGGCCUUCACUAACAUAGCACAACCAUUUACCUAUUUCGGUUAUACAUCAUCCCAGAUAUACGUUAACAGCAACGGAUUUCUCACUUUUGACAGUGGAUCGUCAAGAUAUAGUCCAUACCGAUUUCCUGGUGGAACCCGCAACAUCGUUUCCCCAUUCUGGACUGACCUUGAAAAUCGAUAUAGCGGCACUAUAUCCUACCGCGAGUACAACAGUGGCAGUGUUCUCCAGCAAGCUUCCACAGACAUCAACCUGUACUUCCCUGGAAUAAGCUUCUCAGCCUCCUGGGUCUUUGUUGCAACAUGGGACAAAGUGGAAUAUUACUGGAGCUCUGGAACAGAAAUCUCAUUCCAAGUGGUCCUGAUCUCAGAUUAUGAAAGGUCAUUUACACUGAUGAAUUAUGGUGCCAUUUCAGCGACAGGCCUAAAUGUGCAGGCUGGCUAUGACACCAUCAAAUCAACACAUCAUUUCUCAAUCCCUGGCUCCUUCAUGAGCAACAUCACCGAUUUCAGGAACACUAGCAACGUCAACAGGCCAGGUCGCUGGGCCUUCCAGAUUAAUGGUCUGUAGCUCACACACGGCUUCUGCCUUUUCUGCAUUUAUCUGUUGGCAGUGGCGUAAGG
This is a messenger RNA of Clupea harengus (Atlantic herring), 692 nucleotides long. Its product is annotated as pancreatic secretory granule membrane major glycoprotein GP2-like. Lineage: Eukaryota; Metazoa; Chordata; Actinopteri; Clupeiformes; Clupeidae. Gene Ontology annotation, biological process: cell-matrix adhesion. The record is from RefSeq and is a predicted model, not a curated record.